Exophiala viscosa is the source of this 1417-nucleotide messenger RNA. RefSeq names its product N-carbamoyl-L-amino-acid hydrolase. NCBI's taxonomy places the organism in Eukaryota, Fungi, Ascomycota, Eurotiomycetes, Chaetothyriales, Herpotrichiellaceae. Gene Ontology annotation, molecular function: hydrolase activity, acting on carbon-nitrogen (but not peptide) bonds, in linear amidines. Bases 1 to 1374 code for a protein of 457 amino acids. The transcript has 3 exons. The record is from RefSeq and is a predicted model, not a curated record.
AUGCUUAGUCGCUCAGUUUCUCGAGCAGUCCUCGGUAGAGGCACUGCCACUGUCGCCAAGAAUGCCUCCCUCAGACUCACAGCAAUGCGCGCGUAUGCGACAGUGCGAAACUCCCCUCUCUCCGAGAAGUUGUCGAUCAACGGUGAUAGACUAUGGCACGAUAUUCACUACACAGCCCAAUGGAGUGCACCGUCACCGGGAGGUGUGACUCGUCUUUGUGCAGACGAGAACGAUAAAAAAGUUCGCGAUUGGUUCCGAGAUCAGUUGCUUGAACUUGGGGCAGACUACAAGGUCAAUGCGACAGGAACACAAUUCGGCGUAUUCCCAGGCGAGGAUAACAGCAUCCCUCCCAUUGCCAUGGGUAGCCACUUGGACACUGUGGCAACCGGCGGCAAGUUCGACGGUCCCCUUGGUGUCAUCGGAGCCCUUGAGUGCAUGCGAAGCUUCAAGGAGCAAGGCAUCAAAACCCGUGCGCCAAUUGUUCUCAUCAACUGGACCAACGAAGAGGGAGCUCGCUUCUUCCCCCUACUAGGAUCCUCAGUCGUCUAUGCCGGUCGCUCGACGGUCGAGAAAGCACAUGCCGCUUCCUCCAAUGAUGCCUCUGAGUUGACUAUGGGCAGCGAACUCAAGAAGAUUGGAUACGUUGGUGAUGGACCCAACACUUUCAAGGAAUUCCCUAUUUCUGCACAUUUUGAGAUCCAUUGCGAGCAAAGUACCGAUCUUGAAAAGGCCGGCAAGCCUGUCGGCUGGGUCGAGGGUUGGCAGGGAAUGACCUGGUACGACGUCACCUUCCACGGUGAGAACGGCCACGCAAACACCUACCCUAUGUACGGCCGGAAAGACGCGUUGGUUGGCGCAUCCAAACUGGUCGUCGAACUUGAAAAGCUGGCUUAUGAGAAGGCCGGUGCAACCACUGUCACAGGUCUUCACAGCCGACCUUGGGGCGCAUGCAACAUUCAAUCCAAGUGCAAGAUCACCUUCUGCUUGAUGCACAAGGAAGCUGAGGGACUGGAGUCAAUGGGCGAAGAGAUCAUGAAGCGCGUCAAGAGCAUUGCUUCGCUACACGGUCUGGAAACCGAGACCGACAGAACCGUCCACUUACUGCCUGGCAACUUCUGGCCUGAAGCCAUUGACUGUGUCAGACUUGCCUGCGGUGACAAAGGUAUCGCUUCUCGGACAGGAACUGGUCACGACUCAACCAUGACGCAGCUGUUGUGCCCAACUGCUAUGGUGUUUGCACGAGCCAAGGAUGGUAUCAGCCACUCUCCGAAAGAGUGGACCGAUAAGGACGACUGUGCGGAAAGUGCCCUGGUAUUGGGCAAGUCGGUGUUGAACUUUGACGACUAUCUGAAGGCCAAGGAAGCCACAGCUUGAACGAAAUGGGAAAUGUAAAUAAAGAAACCGCGCGAUCGUAGGG